AUGGCCGGAGGAGGCACCUUUGAGGAGGAAGCACCGGAUUACCCUAGUCAUCAUGCACAACCACCGCCGGGCUAUGGCGCAUCCGCAGAGUCCGUAUCCGGCUGUCCUCCGCAAAUCGCUGUUAGAAAACGACACCAGCGGCCCGGAAAAGACGUGAUAACAAAUGGCGAGCAGUCUGUGCACCUGGGCGAGAUGAAUAUCCACAGGGUGCUCGCUUCUUCCGGAUCCACUUCUCACAUACAACCCCAGAAUCACCCUUUAGAUGAGAAUCGUUCCGCUAGCUGCUCAGGGGCGUGGAAUCAGAACAGAUGUGGAGCGCUCAACAACCCACCAAUGCCCCCAAUCUGGGAUGCAGCGGAGACGAAGCUGUCACCAGCGCUGCCUGGUUCCAUUCAGGAUUUGCGAUCGCCGUACUCUCCGAAAACCAGCAUAUCAUCCGCAGGCUUCGAUCAGGAUGAGCCGAACAUUCCCAGUUUUUCUCAGGGCUCUUCUGGUAAUGUACCAGCAGGACGGCCUUAUCUGCCCUCUGAAUACGCAGCUGCUUCUGCUGCUGCUGCUGAAGAGGCUCGCGCAUUAAAGAGCAAGUUUACUGAGCGGUUUGGAUCAGAUCGAUCGAUAAGCCACGCUUUGGUCGACUCACACGAAAGCGACACUAGCAUUCCUGCUCGCAGAAUAAGCAUCGGAUGGAUGUCCGAAGGUCGACGAAUUGGUUACGGAUAUACGCUUGUGUCGCCAGAUAGUUCAAGCGAACCACAGGAACAAACACUCCGCGGACCUGCAGGGUCUGGAAUUUGUAAAUCCAUCAAUAGCCCUAAGGGGACACCCGCUGGCAGCAUCAUGAGCAAGAAUUCUGUAAAGCAGAGGUCGCCUACGGCAAAAGAAGAUAAUCAAGGGCUUCCAAAAACGGACCGGUCGAGUUUUGACAUAUCAUCUAUCCUUCAGAAAUUCAACUUUUCCCGCUGGGCGGCCUCGAGCUUUGCCCUGAAGUCAAGCAAUGAUAGUGACGCAGGAAGCCGUGAUUCAGGCGGCUCUUCUUUGUUUGGAAUUCUCACAAAUAAGAAAAAAGUCCAACAAGAGUCAAACCAAGCAACCGAAAAUCCUUGGGAAUUUUGUUCCUGGGUUCGCCCAAUGCAGACCUCGGGCCAGCAAGGACCUCACCAGGGCAGUGUAGGAUCCUCUGGGCAUGCAGAGGCACAACUGCUGGAGAAGCUAGCAACGCUUCGCCGGCGAGGCGGUGCAUGGGCAACAAGACGAAAGGUUUCGGAGCUUGCCCGUAACCUUGAAAAACGAGCAGACCGCGCGGUAGCGAACAUUGCUGUAUCGAAUCGCGUUCCCGUUGCGCAACGGACUGCGACAAGAGUACUGAGACUGAAAGCGUCCGCUAGCAGAGAACGGCCUCGUGGGGUGCAAAUCAACGGCACUGCAUACUCGGGGUAUCAGUUCGAUGGUCAUCAGAGUCCUCAGGUUAGACCUCCCGUGCGGACAAGCACAGGAAGUUCAGGGGACUGGGAUAGCUUGUACGAAGAGUGUCUCGAGCGGUGCUCGAUUCCUGAGUAA
Molecule: messenger RNA, 1557 nt
Organism: Aspergillus nidulans FGSC A4
Lineage: Eukaryota; Fungi; Ascomycota; Eurotiomycetes; Eurotiales; Aspergillaceae
Exons: 2
Coding region: 1-1557 (518 amino acids)
Source: RefSeq, a predicted model, not a curated record